GUCACGGGUUAAUUUCAAUUUUGACGCCAUGCGAAGGUUUCUUUCAAAAUCAUUCUUCGCUUUCAGUCAUUCUCGAUGUAUUUUAUGAUGCAUUAUUUUUUACCUCCUCUUACUUUGUUUAUUGUUGUGUUCACCGCUUUCACAAAUGUAAAAGGUCAGGCAAUCAAAGAUGAAGACGAGUUGAAAGGUCGAAGGAUAGUCUGCCUGUACAAUCACAAGCAGUAUUACCACCAGGGACACAACGUGAGCGAUAUUGAUGCACAUUCAUGCACCCACCUCAACUACGAAUUCGCUACACUCAAUCGGGAAACAUACCUCAUGGAACCUGGAGAUCCCGAACUCGAUAUACACCUCAACAUGUUUCAAUCAGCCACCGACUUGAGACAUAAGAAUCCCAAACUAAAGGUUCUGUUGUCACUGGGCGGGUGGCAAGACAGCACCAAAAAGUAUUCGGAGUUGGUGGAAUCUGGUGCAAGGGUGGAUCAUUUCAUCAAUGAGGCGGUGGAGCUGUUGAACAAGCAUUCUUUCGAUGGUUUAGACGUUGCGUGGGAAUAUCCAAACUGUUGGCAGGGGGCUCUGGGUGUCAGCCCUAAAGAUAAAAAGAACUACGCAGAAUUUCUAGAGAAACUACGAAAAAGAUUCGAUAAAGAAGAUAUGAUUCUGUCCAUAAGUGUUGGUGCCAUAGAAAGAGAGAUAUUAGCUGCUUAUGAUGGACCUAAGGUGUCAAAGUCAGUUCAUCAUAUAAAUGUGAUGACUUAUGACUUGCAUGGUCCCUGGGAAACGACCACUGGUCAUCACACACAAAUGGACAAAGUGGAAGGGGACAAGGACGCUAAACUGAAUGCAAUGGCGGCGAUGCAGGUGUGGGUGGAUCUAGGGGUGGAGAAGAAGAAGUUGAAUCUAGGGAUAGCUACCUAUGCAAAGACAUUCACUCUCGUCAAUCCUGCCAUCCACGGCCUCAACGCCCCCGCCAAGGGACCCGGUAGACCCGGCUACGUCACAAAACAAAGUGGAUUCCUUUGCUAUUAUGAGAUUUGCCAAUACCUGAAUGCAGGCAACUGGACUGAGGACGAGCACAAAUCUGCCGGUUUCUACGCUUAUUCGGGUGACCAAUGGGCAUGCUAUGAUCCACCUAUGAUGGUGGUCAGAAAAGCGAAAUGGGUGAUUGAGAAUGAUUACGGGGGUGUCCUCAUCAAAGACAUGAGCUGCGAUGAUUACCAGGGCAUCUGUUACUCCAUGCACUACCUCCUCACCAAAAUGACUCAAAUGGAAAUGAUUCACAAAUUGAAACAUUCUGCAGAACUGUAACCACCACACAGCAAAGAAUCCUCACCUAUCUGGAAACAACAAUGAAUAAAAAUGGCGCGACAAAAUUGAAACAGCGACUCUUUUAUGCUGUAAUAACUUCAUUCACUGAAAAAGCAACAACUUGAAAUAAUUUUAAAAUCAACCUUUGGGUAGGAGCGUGGAAAAAUAGGGCCUAUAGAGGCUAAUUUUCCAAGCAUUAUUUUCAUUUCCUUCUUUAUCUGAAAAUUUGUUCUUUUUUUUUUAUAAAAUUUUUAAAAACCCCUGAUAAAAUGACUUAUUUUGAUUUAUCAUUGUUAUAAACUGUCCCGCAGUGGACAAGACACGAUUCCCAGUAGAGCAGUGGCUGCAGUCAGUAAGCGGGUGGUUAUGAUCAGUCUGCGUUGGGAUUGAAACAUUCUGCAGAAGCGCGGUAAACUAUUUUACCUUAAAGUGCUCGCGCUCAAGUCAUUGGGCUACCAAAGCUAUCCACUCUGCUGAGGAUCAAGAUUGGGAUGUCUCCCAAACCGUCGCCAAUAGUCCAUUGUGCAGCUUUAGUGCGACGUGAAUAAAGUACCUGCCUACCUUUAAAAAUUUUAUAUUGAAGUUUUGCAACACAUUUUCAGAUAACUAAACUAAUGAGAAAAAUAAUUUUUCAAGCACUUCUGCCGAACGGAACAUUUUAAAUGUUUUUUCAGAUAUUGCUUCUCGUAGAACUAAUUUUAGAAUGCUUCUGAAAAGAUGUCUCUGACUGAGUUAACACUAAAGGAAUCGUUUUUAGAUACUUUUUCUUUUGCUCUAUGGUUCAUUUUCAAGAGGUGGCUAUUUGAAUAAAUUUAAUUUCACUUUAUUAAAAUUAUACAUUGUAUUCUACUAGAAUGUGAUAUGUUUGAUAGUACAAAUAAAACAGAAAAUGUCUCAAAUCUAUACUUUAAAAGUCAUCUAUCACGAUUUUAUAGGUUAUUAAAUUGUCCACUUACCACUUUUUUGAACUAAGAUUUUUUUUAUAUAUACAGAAGUGUGCUUUCUUUAAAAAAAGUUCACUGGCACAUUAUUUUACAAAAAGCUCUUUUGGCUCAUUAAGAUUGGAAUAAACUGAACUCAAUAAACGUUUUGUUGGGA
Parasteatoda tepidariorum (common house spider) is the source of this 2406-nucleotide messenger RNA. RefSeq names its product chitinase-3-like protein 1. Gene Ontology annotation, biological process: carbohydrate metabolic process; chitin catabolic process. Gene Ontology annotation, cellular component: extracellular region. Lineage: Eukaryota; Metazoa; Arthropoda; Arachnida; Araneae; Theridiidae. Gene Ontology annotation, molecular function: chitinase activity; chitin binding. The record is from RefSeq and is a predicted model, not a curated record.